CAGGAGAAAGAGAAGCCAUGGGAGGAAGGGGUGGCGACCCCCAAACAGGGCCGCUGCUGGAGAAGCUCCCGGAGUCCUCUCGCAGUUCAUCCGAGGAGCAUCCGGUCAAAAGAACCGGUGAAUCGUGAGGAGGCAGCCAGCUUCUGUUCCAUCUAGCCGCCACCGCCGUUUCUUCUCUCUAGACUGAAUUCUUUGUCUGUCUUCUCGUUCCUCAUCCCGCUCCAGCGCUCCUACUCCCAAAGCACACAUCAUGGCUAGUAAAUAAGUAGCCGAUUUCUUUGACCCACUAUUAAUUUCUCUAUCUCACUUCCCUAUGGUUUUCCCUAUAAAUAUGCCCAUCGAGUGUGCGGCAUCAGGCAACACUUCAUCCGCUAGUCUCUUUGCAAAGAGCGCUGCUACACACACGACAGUGCUCAGCCGAUUCUUGCAUGAUCCUACUAAUCUAACCAUGCAUUCCUAGGACAAACUGAAGUAGAACCGCUGGAUGAAGCAUCGUCCAUCGAUCGGCCAGUUAAGUAUCGUCUGCAUAGUACUUUCGCUUUGCAAAUUGUAAUUUUCUUGGGUCAACAGCUCACAAAGUUCCUGCAAUCUCCCAGUCCUUUUGCGCUUCAUCUUUGUACUGUUUUUUUGGGUUUUCCAGCGAUUCCCUGACCGAUCUUCUCUUCAUUUGAGGAUAUGAGGAUCAUACCAAGAUCUAAUAUGAUUGGGAUUGGAUAGCUGGAUUUCUUCCAUUUCACCUUUGACAAAUUCAGGUGUUCCCGCUCCUUUCCUGUAAAAUUGUUGCCUCAAAAGUAUUUAUCUUGUUUUCUCCGGUGUUAGGAAUCCUAUCCUCAUUGGUAUAUAAGAAUUAAGACUUUGUUGGUUGUUGCCAAGACAAGCAUGUGCAUUCCUGUUUACCCAUGGUGUAUUAUGAGACGUUAUUUGGCACGGUAUGGACGGCGUCCGCGCACAUCAUCACGGCGGUGGUCGGCUCCGGCGUGCUGUCGCUGGCGUGGAGCGUGGCCCAACUCGGCUGGGUCGGCGGGCCGACGGCCAUCGUGUUCUUCGCGGGAGUCACCGUGGUGCAGUCCUCCCUGCUCGCCGAAUGCUACGUUUCUCGAGGAGAUCCGGAGCGUGGCAGCGGCGUCAGGAACAAGUCUUACAUGGACGCCGUGAAGUUUUACCUAGGUGAGAAGAGACAGAUGUUGAGCGGAUUUUUCCUUAGCAUCAGCCUGUUUGGGAGUGGCGUGGUGUACACUCUCACCACAGCCACUAGUAUGAGGGCGAUUCAUGAAGCGAAUCGCUACGGCCGGGAAGGCCGAGGCGCACCGUUCUCCACCGCCGCCGCCGGGGGCUCAGACGUCUACUACAUGCUCCUGUUCGGCCUCGCGCAGGCAGUGCUGUCGCAGAUACCGGACUUCCACAACAUGGCUUGGCUCUCCGUCUUCGCCGCAGUCAUGUCCUUCUUCUACUCCUUCGUCGGCUUCGGCCUCGGCGCCGCCAAGGUGAUCGAGAAUGGGGUGAUCAUGGGGGGAAUCGGAGGCAUUCCCCUGGUAUCCCCGAUGCAGAAGGUGUGGCGCGUCGCACAGUCCCUAGGCGACAUCGCCUUCGCCUACCCUUACACCUUGGUGCUGCUGGAAAUAGAGGACACGCUGAGGUCGCCGCCGGCGGAGAGCAAGACGAUGAAGAAGGCUUCGAGGGCCAGCAUCGCGAUCACCACCUUCUUCUACCUCGGCUGCGGGUGCUUCGGCUACGCGGCGUUCGGCGACGGCACGCCGGGGAACCUCCUCACCGGCUUCGGCGAGCCCUACUGGCUCAUCGACCUCGCCAACCUCUCCGUCGUCCUCCACCUCCUCGGCGGCUACCAGCUGUACAGCCAGCCGGCGUUCGCGCUCGUGGAACGACGCUUCGGAGCCGAGGCCUGGGCCGUCGAGGUGGAGCUGCCGCUGCUCCGCUGGCGGCGCAGCGUCAACGUAUUCAGGCUGUGCUUCCGCACGGCGUACGUUGUGGCCGUGACGGCGAUGGCCGUGUGGUACCCCUACUUCAACCAGGUGGUGGGGCUCAUCGGCGCCUUCACCUUCUGGCCGCUGGACAUCCACUUCCCCGUCGAGAUGUACCUUGCGCAGAACAAGGUGGCGCCGUGGACGACGCGGUGGCUCGCCAUUCAGGCCUUCCGCGCCACCUGCCUGCUCGUCGCCGCCUUCGCCUCGGUUGGCUCCGCCGUGGGGGUGUUCGGCCCCAACAAAGGCUAGCUAGUAGCCUAGUACAUAUGCGGUUCGAUCACUUGACUUUCUUCAGGUGGCAACUCUGGCAACCCUGAUUUUUGCGUAGCUACGAAUGUGUUAAUUUGUUUUAGAAAAACAAAGUAAAUCCUGCCCUAUGAAAAGCAAAAAAUAUACACUUACGAUCUA
Messenger RNA from Triticum urartu, 2390 nucleotides. Lineage: Eukaryota; Viridiplantae; Streptophyta; Magnoliopsida; Poales; Poaceae. The record is from RefSeq and is a predicted model, not a curated record.